UUCCAUUCGGUGACAGAUAAGAGAACCCAUGCAAAUGAAUGCGGAGAGAACAGCCUAACGAUAGUAUCAGAGAAGAGGAUAGAAGAUGACUCUUCAGAUUCGUCCAGCAGUGAAAAUGUAGAAAUCGAAGAUAAAUCCCUGUCUCUAGUCGACACUCCAUCAUUAUUGCAGUCGGGCGAGUCCCACGCGGCGCAGUGUACGUGUCCCAACUGUGACGAGGUGCUAUCACGCUUCUCUGAAUGCAGCAUAUGUUUAGAACCGUUGCAGAAAUGCCCAUGUGUGUGUCCAUGGUGUGGGGGUGUGUGGUGUGCGAGAUGUUCCCGGAGGAUGUCACGGUGUGCGUGGUGCAGGGGUACCCUCCGCGCUCCCGCAGCCCCCUGCCUCGCCCUACAGAGACUCGUCAAUGACCUUAUGCUGCCUUGCCGGAACUACAGACGUGGCUGCACAGAUCUGCUCACAGCAUCUACCAGGGUCAAACACGAAGAGGACUGCAAGUUCGACACGAUGUCGUGUCCAGUAACAGCCAACUGCUGUACAGUGCCAUUCGAAGAACUAUCGAACCAUCUGCAGACAUCGCACAACAUUAUCGCGGUGUAUUCACAGAAGAUCAAGAUACUAAUCGAAAACUUCCAGACCAAACUCAAGAAGACCGCGUGCUGUAGAACUAAAUAUAAAAUCAUCUUACUCCAUCAAAAGAGUGCGUUCAUAAUCAAAGUAUGCAUCUACAAUUACCACGUAAGAGUAGAAGUGAUGAGAAGAAAGCUCGGUUAUAUAGCAGAUAGUAAAACAGAGUCGAAGAAAAGCGAAUACUGUGCUCUAAUAGAGUUUCAAAGCAAAGCUUUAUGUACUAAAUCAGCUAUUCUUAUAGAGAAUGAAGCUUACGGCAAAAAAGCUGAAGUACAAUGGAAUGAUGUUAUCAUGAAAUCAGAAAACGAUGAAGCUAUAACAAUUCACGUGAACAUAAGUAAAUCAGAAGCGGACGUAUCUAAAAAAGAUUUCGUUGAAUCGUAA
Molecule: messenger RNA, 1011 nt
Organism: Diatraea saccharalis (sugarcane borer)
Lineage: Eukaryota; Metazoa; Arthropoda; Insecta; Lepidoptera; Crambidae
Source: the annotation of a GenBank genome assembly